GACUCCCACCUCUCUCUCUCUCUCUCUCUCUCUCUCUCUCCUCAAAAAACCUUGUCUGAACCCCGAAUGAGCCGUGGUUCCAUAGAAUUGUAAUAAUUUCAAUCGGAUUGAAAAGUUGCCGGAAUUCCUCUCCAUUCAUUGCCGGCGCCGGAGAUUCGGCCACUGAGUGUACUCCAUCUCCAUGGGCUGUACUGGAUCGCGUGACAAGGGAGACGAAAAUAUUAAGAAAAUAAGAAAGCCAAAGCCUUGGAAGCAUUCAGAAGCAAUAACAAGAGCACAACUCAUACAGAUGCGUGAGGAGUUCUGGGACACUGCUCCACACUAUGGUGGCCAAAAAGAGAUUUGGGAUGCACUUCGAGCAGCUGCGGAGGCUGAUUUAAGCCUUGCUCAAGCAAUUGUGGACAGUGCUGGUGUCAUUGUUCAAGCCCCAGACUUGACAAUUUGCUAUGAUGAGAGAGGUGCAAAAUAUGAGUUGCCCAAGUAUGUCUUGAGUGAACCAACCAACUUGAUGCUUGAAAGUUGACACUGAAGAAACUAUGGCGAUUUCAGCCUGUAAAUCAUGUAAAUUGGACCCAUUGUUUUAAUAAUACUUUCUAAUACUCAUUGCUCUUUAAUUCCAUUUCCGAUAGCUAAAUGACAUUGUCUGUGCUGAUUGAUCGCUACAGUUAUGAAAUUAUAUUGGAUAUAUUCGACUGGAAUUUUAGUA
This is a messenger RNA of Diospyros lotus (date-plum), 706 nucleotides long. RefSeq lists its product as uncharacterized. The transcript has 4 exons. Lineage: Eukaryota; Viridiplantae; Streptophyta; Magnoliopsida; Ericales; Ebenaceae. The record is from RefSeq and is a predicted model, not a curated record. The coding region runs from base 182 to 523 and encodes 113 amino acids.